AUGAUUGAAUGGAAACCUCGAACUGUAGAGGAAGAAAGCCAUGGAUAUCCUGAGAUUAUUUGGACGUACAGUCCGUAUCAUUCAUUCUUCACGCACAUAUAUGAUGAUGAAUCUAAGUUUCAUGAAAUCUUUGAACCUGAUUCCACACAGAUUGACGUGUACAUGUCAGUUGUCCACCCUUUAAUUAGUGAAGUCCUUGCUGGGUAUAACUGCACAGUUUUUGUUUAUGGCAAAAGAGGCACAGGAAAAACAUUUACAAUGGAAGGACAGAUAUCAAAUGAAUCUCUUCCAUGGAACACUGACUCUAUGCCAGGAAUUAUUCCUCGCAGCCUGAAGCAUCUGCUCGCUGAAGUAAAAAGACAGGAAGUUGAUCUUCCUGUCAGUGUAUCUUACAUAGAAGUCCAUAAAGAUAAUCUUUAUGAUUUAUUGCCGAGAAGUGGACCUUCAGAACUCAACUGCUCUCACACAAUACUUUCAAUUACCGUCAAGAUUCCAGCAGAAGGUGAAAAGCCCUCAAAAAGAGGGAAAUUGAACCUUGUUGAUCUGGUUCAUAGUGAGAGUAUUGAAUGGCCAGCUGUCUGCGAUGAAGCUGGAAAUAUUAAUCAGACAAUGCAGACACUAGGAAGUGUUGUUAGAUUUUUGGUGGACGGAGCCACGAGCGUACCUUUCAGAUGCAUGGUUUUGCAAGCUUGCAGCAGUAAGCAUACGUACAUUCCAGUAGACUAG
Zootermopsis nevadensis is the source of this 726-nucleotide messenger RNA. The record is from RefSeq and is a predicted model, not a curated record. Lineage: Eukaryota; Metazoa; Arthropoda; Insecta; Blattodea; Termopsidae.